Molecule: messenger RNA, 35064 nt
Organism: Xyrichtys novacula (pearly razorfish)
Lineage: Eukaryota; Metazoa; Chordata; Actinopteri; Labriformes; Labridae
Source: the annotation of a GenBank genome assembly
AGCUAGCAUGGAGCUCUGACUCUCUUCCUCCUGUUUCAGCUCAUUCAGACUCCACAGCAGACUGUCCUAAUCAGCUGAAUCAAAACAAUCAUUAACUAACCUCUUGUUGCCUCUUCUUUUUUUUUUUUAACUCAGCACACAACAGCGACUGUGCCUCUAGAUAACACCUCAGAGCCAAACACGUCCCUCCUGUGUCAUCAUCCCCUUCACACUACUCCAGAUUAAAAAUCAGGACCUCAGACUUUUUCUGCUCUACUUUUUGCCUCUUAAUGUGAAUCUGGCUUGCAGAUCUUCUAAUAAAUCCUGCACUCUAUCAGGGCUUUUAUCUCCAAAUGAUAGUUCUGGGUACAUUGACUUCUUUGCUUUGGUGCAUUAGUCCUCUGUACAGAGAUGUUAUUUAACAGUAAUGUCCACAUGCAGAACAUGGCAAACUCCCAGUGAACUCUCUGAUUUAAGAGUUCAGCUGAGCUUCAUAUGAAAAACAUUUUUGUUUGCUGACAGGUUGUGGAGGUAGAGGAAUCGGCUAAUAAUAUUUAAUUUACCCUCAUGGGUUGUGGCUUAAACACUGACUUAGUGUUGUCAAUGUUGUUGCUUUUACAACUUAAAAAAUGCUUGAUAUUAUGCUUAUGAUAACAGUUUUUUUAGUCUAUCUGAACCGUGGAGCAAGAAAAAAAGAAUCAAAUUACACAGAAAAACAUUUCCUCUCCUAUCUACCUCUUGCUUCAUCACAAAAAAUCUUCCACUUCAUUUAUAAUCCUUUCAAGCAAACCAUAUCAAAUCAGAGUUAUCAACGUCUACCUUGCAUGCAGAGCUAUAAAUAAUGCUGCAAGUCAACAUCACGCCAAUCUCUUCUGUGUUUAUCCUGGCACUUUAACAGUGGAAGGGUAAUAAACCAAAGCUAUUGGUGGUAAUAUGAGCAGUGCCCUCCCAUAGAUUGGGAGGUUACAAACACACCAUGGUUAGGCAGCCUCUGAAUGGUGUCAGGAGGAGGCCAUCUGCUCCUGUUUAUGGCUCAUUAACCCUGCUAUUCCUGGAUAACCAGGGUGCCCCUACAGCAACAGGUACAAGAGCUCUGGCCUAAUUGAUAAGAUGACAUUGAAAAUUGUAAUAGGCUAGGUCUUGUUUUUUUGCUCCAACAUACUCUUAGUUAAAUGAAAUGAGAAGACUGGUGAAUCCUUACCUUCCCAAAAGUCCAUAGGCAUACUGUGAAUCUGCAAGCAGUAAUGUGAUCUCGCCUUUCUGCAUGGACAUGACACACUCCUCCAGGGCCUGCAGGUGUCACAGAAAAACAAUCACUUAACUUUUCAUAUAGUUAUCCAAACUGAGCUUAAUUACAAAUUAGAGUUAAAACGUCACAAUAUUAAUGGCAUAAAACCUCUUGUGGUGAGCUGCUGUAGUGGACUACGACCAUGGACUUAAAUAUCUUAACAACUGACUCAUGGGAUGACUUAAAAAGUAGUCCAUGGUGUCGCCAUUGGCCUAGCAGUCUCCAUGCGUGCCCUAUAUACGGGCCCAGGUUUGAUGCCAUAAACACAAUAAACACAAACAGGAAGUUUCCAACAGGAGCCUCAGGGUAAUGCAGAGGGUUGGGGUUGUGUGUAAAUUUGCAUAAUUAGGGGUACAGAUGACAGGACUGACAGGUGGGUGCCGUGCAGCUGUUUGCCAAGAGGCUAAAAGCUCGCCUCAGCUCUACUGAGCUCACCUAUUUAAACUGACUGAUGGUUAGGUUGAGUCAACAUUACCACCAUGCAACCACCAUCACUGGGCUCCAGACACCAACAGGUGACAUUACUGAGACUAUACGUCUAGUCUUUGUUAGAUGCUUGUUGAAGCAUGUUGUAAAUUCUUUGGCCUAGAUAAAACUUUUAGCCCCAAAUCAGAGUUUGUGGCAUGGCCGGAUUAUCACCAGGUUGGAUUGAAGCCACGUGUGAAAGUUGUUAAAGUUGGGGUUCUAUUUUAGUUUCUAUGCAUCAGUCUGUUUAAAUCAGUUUUAUUUGUAUUUUGUUAAUUUCAAAGCAGGUAACUUCAACUAAAUUUUCAAGACUCCAUAUUAGAGAGGUCUGUCAGUGAAUGGCAGCACUAAGACACCAUCACUAUGUGUCCUUUCCAUGGCAGUCCAUAUAAUUGUGUAACUAAAUAUAAUACUAAACAAACCUGGUUCAAUAACUGCAGUCCAAAAAAUACCUUAGUCAUGUUUAACUACAGUGACAGUCUCUUUAGUUCCUAACAUGCCACAUAAGCUCUUCAUACUGGAGAAAAACGACCCGAUCUGAGGGAAAUCAGGCUGUGGGGUUAAAGGUUUUCACCUGGUUUACAUCGCCCUCCCCGAUAACAAACACAAGCUUGCAGUCCUUUUCCACUACAGUACGGUCCUCCAGGACACACUGCAUCUUUAUAGUGACCUUCUGACCCCAGGUUGGACGUGGUGCAUGAAGGUCCCUUGACUCCAGAACCUUCUUUCUCAACAGGUGAUCCUCUGCGUGAGGAAAGAAGAGUGCAGGUCAUGCAGUGCAAGGUUAAUCUGCUGGUUGUUGGUAAACAUGUGCACAGAAACAGCCUGUUCUCCUUUUGUGACUCUACGUAAAUCUGUGUCAAGGUUGAAAGAGGGAAAUGAAAAAGCACAAGUUAUAUUAGUUUAACUUUGUGAUGGGCACUCUGUCCUUACCUGUGACAUCCUGCCAGUCAUCUGCCAUGAAGAGUUUCUCGAAGGUGGAAGAGGUCCACUCCUCUGUCACGUAUUCUGGAAAGAGACCCUCUGCCGAGCUGUCUCUGUCCGCCACAUCAUCCUCUGUGGACGGGUCCUGGAAUCGAACCAUCUUCCAGCUAUUUGUUUUUCUCAGAUUCCUCUGCUUCUUGAAUACAGGGUCCCCAUUUUCUCCCUCGGGGUCAGAGAGACUUUUCAUUUCAGAGCUGUUCCUCUGUUUUCCACAGAUCUCUGCCUCAGGUGGCUCCUUCACACAUAGCCUUUUGCUUUCCUCUGCGGGCCCAUGAAGCAGCUCGGUGUGACUGUUCUUUUCAGCGAGCUCAGAAAUAGCCUCCUUUACCUCGUGCUCUGUGGGCUCUCCUGCAGGGUUUUUAUGUUCUUCACAACUGGGAUCCAUCUCCAUUUCACCACAGAGAGCGAUGGACACCAUCUGCGCUAGUCCUGAAAAGUGACGAUCCUCCUCAUCCAGCCAGUGUUUCUGCAAAGGAGCAGGUUAGUAGUUCUGUUGUGAAUCUGCUUCAUCCAUCUAAGCUCUUUCAAAAGAAUUUUGCUAUGACGCUGCGUUUACAAAAAUCCAUGUUGUGUUUCCUCUCAGAGUUCAUCCCUGAAAUCCUGGCUUUAUCCACAGCUGUGUAAUAGGUUUGACCUGCCUGCGGUUGCGUAGCUGCCCCUCUGUUGCACCCUGACCUUUGCUUACUUCUGCCUAUCCCUCCUCUGUCAAAGUCCCCAAAGUCCAGGGAUGUGGCGGCAACAAAAAAUGAUCAAUGUAAAGAAACUGUGCAGCGCAUCGAAGCACUCCCAGCCAGUAGGCUUGUGCAGUGGUAAUCUGCCGGAUUAGAAGAGAAAAACCUAAUCUGGCAGAACGUCUGUAAGCUUCUUAAUGACUUCACCGUUGUGCCCCAUAGUGCAGUUUCCAUGAAUGCAAUCGACCAAUAAGAUCUCAGGAGACAUCAGGUCCUAGUCCAAUGUCUUUAUUACACUGAGAGAUUUUUCUGUUUUUUACUUUUUAAGAAGUCAUGUCAGGCGGGAAAAUCUUUCAAGCAGUUUGAAUACAGAUUAAAUAUUCUUUCGUCAUAGGGUAGACCUCUUGAGUAUAAAUAUCUCAACUUUGACUAGACAGAGUUUGGCACUCUGCAAUCCUUUACGAGUACAGUCUGUGUCUUUUUUAUCUCAUUACACAGGUCGAGCAGCUACAAAAAAAAACCCCUCAAUCCUUUGGAGGACCAGAUCCAUAUAGAGUUGACCUUGAGCCAACAGUGAAACUAGCUCUUGCACUAGCCCAGAAUCAACAGGUUCACCUUAGUGGAUCACAGGUAGAGGGCCAAACUCUCACAACUCUUCAGCCCCACCCUUACAUCCAAAUGUAGUCACUAUCGCUUUCAAACGAUAAGCCACAUGAAGUAUCAUAAAAUCAACCCUAAAAAACAGGAUAACAAACCAAUCAUGGGAGUAACGUCCAGUGCUUUUACAGAUAGAAAUAAAUGUGAUGUGGAUAAACAACAGACAACAAUUAGGGCUGGGCGAUAACACGAUAACGAUAUACAUCAAAAAUGUAUUUCCCUCGAUAUCGAUACGUACGAUAUGCUUUUCGAUAGCCAGCAUUCUGACACAUUUUUGGUAGACUAUACGAAUAGCCAAUGAAAAGGAGAGUUGUUCCGAGUCCGCGCCGCACUAAACCAAUCAUGUGCUGAAUUACAACCAAGUAGCAAACAAAUGCAUAAUAGCAGGCUGCAGCUACACGCAACCAUAGCAUUUAACAGGUUAAGCUGAUAUCACUGUCGGUGAAUAAGAAAGAAAAUGAGUGCUAACCCCGGCAGAAAUGCAGAUGAUAAAGGGUCAACAGAUGAUUACAUCGUUGACAACAUUGGCAAGAAAGCGUCGGUUGUGUGGAGAUAUUUUGUUUUUUUUGAGGUCGGACAUGAAGCAGAGUAAUGUGCACCACAAAUUAUGUUGAGUACACGUUCCUGCAAAGUCGGGGAAGAGUAACAGGGAACAUUUAAGAUUGACAAGGGAUUUUUUUAUACUGUGACAUAUUUUGAUAUCAACUGAUAUGAAAAAGAAUAUCUCAUGAAAAACUUUUUCCCAUAUCGCCCAGCCCUAACAACAAUGUAGUUUUAUGUCAGUUAAUGUAAACCAUGUUGCAGCCUUACAGGAUGUUCUGUACUUCUGGGUUUUUGAGAGCGAGUUUUCUUUGCCUAAUUUAAAGUGACCAUCUUUGAGCUUUUGACUGUUGGUAAGACAAACUCAGCACCAACUGCAUCGCUUGUUCACUUUGUAAAUAUCUCCUUUUUCACUUGUAAAUAUUUCUCACACGUUGUAAAUAUUUCUCUUAUAAUUUUGUCUUUUAUAUCUAUAGAUAUAUAUUCAUAUAUUUUUUUCUUUUUUUUGUGUUUCCUUAUUUUAUUGUAUUCCUUCAGGACUAUUGUGUGUUUUAUCUGUACCCCUUUGAGUCGAGUGGUCCUCUCAUCCAGGGCAUUUCAUUGCACUGUUGACCUUGUUUAACAUGCACAUGACAAAUCUUGAAUCUUGAAAAAAAAACACACCCUUUUUCUUUUGCUAUCAGACACUGUUGAGCAUAAUGUUUUUCAAUCACUAACACUUAAAUGAUAGAAAUACUCCUGUAGCAAUCCUGCACUAGUCUUUAAUAUUAUAAAUUCAAUUUUCUCAUGUUGUAUUUGUUAUUUUACAAGUGUUUAUACAUGUUUACAGACGCUUCACUGACGUGAACAAAUAGUCUUAAUUUUUUUCAUUCACUUGUGUGUGUGUGUGUGUGUGUGCAGGUGAAUUAGGCUUCAAAGUGUGUGUGUGGGUUAUUGCAGAAAGACACAUCACUAGCAGAGAUGUGGUUUCAGCUUGAGGCUAACCAAGACAAGAAAUAGAUCAAAGCUCAGAUAAAUACAGGCUGAAAACUCUGAGGGUGCAAAUGGACAGGGUUUGAAUGUGACCUGAAAAGCGAAAGUAAAAUACUUUUCUUCGUGCUUCCUGUACGUGCCUGCGCGCGCGUGUAUGUGUGCUAGCUCCUCCCACUGGCUCGUGACGUUUCAGUCAGAAUGUCGCCAGCAGACUCCUCAGUUGUAGAAAUGGCAGCGCUGAGACAGGAGCAUCGGUAUGGGCUCUCCUGUGGCAAAAUCAACAAAAACACCCCGAACCAGACUCUCUAUCACGUCAAACUCACUGACACUGCCAUCCGGACCCUCGAAGCCUACCAGAACCUGAAGGUAAGACAAUUAUCCGCACGAAGUUUGGAGCGUGUGUGUUUUUUUAAGCUAUAUUUUCAUUUUCUCUGUAGCCUCCCAACUCCGGGACCUGUGAAAUCUUGACUUCAAAGCCAGCUUUUUGUCGUCUUUUUGUCAGUUGAUAAAAAUGAAGUUAUAAUAAAGUGAGCGGAGUGACUUUAAAUGUUGUUGUCACGAGCGUUGGUGUCUGAAAAAUAAUGUUUUAAUACAGUAGAGGACUGGGAAAUUUGAAAUUACUGCUAUUAUUGCAUCUAAUUCAACUUAUUGUGCAAAAUGAGGAUAUUUUAGACAUAUAUGUUUAAAAGUGCGUGUAACAACAGUUUGGAGCAUUCAUAGAGAGAAAGUAGCUACUUCAUGUCGUGUGUCUGCUUGUUUACCAAAGCCUUAUCUCCCGAAAAACUAAAAGGUCGCCUUUUUAAGUUCAGACAAUAAGACAGAGACUGCUGUUCCUACCCUGAGCUUCUGUCUCCACUUUUCUAUACAUUCAUUACUUUUCAUACUCAUUAGCCUAUGUAGAUUAUGAGCCAACACAUGACAGGCAGUCAUUAAAUGUGUUUUUCAAGUUACCCCCCGUUUUUUAAAAGGCUACUGCUCCUUUCGCUCUCGGGAAUGAAUUAAUGAACGAGCUAUCAAGCAAAUUGUGUUUCUCCUCUGAAUCAGGAGACUGUUUCAUUGCUUUUAUGGUCCAUUAGAUUAGACGAAGAUAAUUUUGUCUUUCCGAAUGGCCUUUCCCAGGGCAAUGCUUGAUAAGACAGUCAGUGUCCCGUAGUUAGUACUUCACUAUGGGGAUCAUUAGAUAGAUUCUGAGACGUAUGAAGCGGUAGUUUUACUGUAUGGUCUCCACGGGGCUCAGUAAGUUGUUACUGAGCUCUUGUGUAUUAUUUUUUUUCUUCUUCUGUUUUUCUUUUUUUUUUAUGUCUGGAAGCCCGCCCAGCUCCACAGCUCAUUGGUCUGUGAAGCAGACUCAACUGCAGAGCCCACACAGUCUGACAGCUUCUUCUAGGCUGGAGAGGUUAUUGUUAAAAAGUUUUUUAAAAAUCAAAGACCACCCCAGAAAUGCAGCUCUGCACCACCAGACCUCCACUGUAGCAUGAAACAUUUCCUCUUUUGAAGGACCUAGACAAGUUCUUGUCACAGGAAAUGGUUUAUUUGGACGAUUUUCAUGUAUUUAUUUGUAAGUUGGAGGAGGGGCUUCUUUGACAACAUUUUUGUAAACAUUUUGCUGCUUGCCAAAAUUUCUUUUCAAGGCAUUUUGAUUUUGAUUUUAAAAUAAAACAAAACAACAACACAAUUUUCAUAGUAUACACAUAUAUGUCAAAAAGCAGCUACUCUUGAGUCACAGACUAGUAUAAAUUCUCAAAACAAAUUCGGCCUAUUGUGUUGAUCUAUUUGUCUCUGACAUGUGAGUGCUAUAUGAAGCUAUUAAUUAAGAAGUAAUAAUAAAAAAGAUCAUAGGCGAGGCAUUCAUAUUGACUACUUUUAGGUUGCCAGGUUGUGAAAAGCUCCUUUUGUGUUUAUAAGUUGUAUAAUUAUAACUGUUGGCAGUCCAUCUAUUGAUGCUUUAAUGAUCUGUUGUAAACAAGUGGCCUGUAUGAAUGCAUUGUGAUCCAAAUAGUCCAGAUGGAGGGGGAUAAACAACAAGCACAGACAAAUUCUAACAACAUGGUUUCCCUAAAUAAACAGUAAUGUUGGAAAAUGUUUUAAUAGCAUUUUUAGAGCUUCUUACACAGCAUUUAACAAAGUUGUCUCAUAAGAAAGUAAUUCCAAUUAAUCAACAUUUUUACUGUGCCAGAAUAGAAUUAACAUGCUUUAUUUUUACAUUCAAAGAAAGACCCCGUUAAAAUAAAAACAGACCUUGACAUAAAUAUAUCUGACUUAGCCCCUAGCUGUGUUUGUAAAAUGUGACAAACAUCAUGUGCUUUAAUAUUUAUCAUUCCAUUCAAUAUUAAAAGCUGGUGGAUGAUGAAGAAUAUCAUAACAACACUCCUCGAAAGGAAAGACAUUUCCCCCAACCAUUAAUAAUAAAUUAAGAGUGCUGUCAAUCAUAGGCACAGCUGUACCAUACUGAUAAUAGUCUCCAUCUUUUAACCAUGCACCAUGUUGCCUCAAAGGCAGACAUAUUUCACGAUUUUAAUAUUAGUUAUCAGGGAGGAGAAGACACACACAAAGAAAAGAUGUUGGGAAGCACAGUGAUUUUAGAGAGCAGCACAGUUACAAAUUGAGGCUCAGAGGCCAGAUAAAAAAUGUCUUUUUUAAGAAAUUUAAUUGGUUUCAGAAGGAGCUGCGUCUUUACUUCUGGGAUCUGUUGUUGCCUUUAAUCAUUUAAUCAUUUAGAGAGGGAAUCAGUUGAAACACACACACACGCGCUGACUGAUAUGAACUAAGUUUUCUGGAGGCUCAGAUCGAUAAAUCACAUGCAUUCCUCUGAAGAUUUGGGCUAGAAAACUCUGAACUGUGGUUUUGAUAUUUAAAAAAAAAUGACAGUUAUUUAUAGCAUAAAAGUUAGUUUGGAAAUAGGAGCUUUGACAUCUUUAUUAAGGAAACUUAAACCAAGUCUCCCCUCCUCUCAUCACAGCAGAUUGCUGAUACCCAGAGAAAUCUCUGCGGAGAAAAAAAUAUGGCAUUGUGUUUUUGUUCAUAACAUCUGAACUGUCCAUGGGAUAAAACCUGAACGUGACUCCUCAAUCUCUGACCAUUUCUGUCUUUCUCUCCCCUCAGGCGUCUCUAUCGAAUCAGCCAGCCAUUUGCUUCAAGGGGAGCCAGGGGGUAAGACGUUUUGCAUACUCUCUCUAAUGCCUCACAAAUUGAACGCUCUAAUUAGUCCUGAUUUGCAGUUAAGCACACUUGUGACUGUUUCUCGGCAUGUCUUAUUUGGCUUCUAAGCAUUUAAUUAGCACAGGGAUUCAUGUUCAUAGAUAUAGGAGACCUUGUGACUUUAAGUCUCCAGUCAAUCUGUGGGUUUUGUUGCCCUGUUGGACUUUUUUACUUCAAAACACGCUGAAAGCAAAAUUCCCCGACUGUUUUGAGUGCACCAGAGGCUGAGGGAAAGGUGUCACUUACUUAGUACUUAGUACUUAGUUCUGCUGUGUUAUGUUAAGUAUGUUACAUCUGUUACCUCCCUAUGACCCCAUAUGAUCUUUGACAGCCAUGAUUCCAUUGUUUAUUCAUUAAAAUAACGCAUUAUUCAAUUGCAUUACAUUCAAUUCAGUUUGACUGAGUUUUAGUUUAAUGUAAAACAAUAUUUGAAUCCUGAGUACAUUUUUUCUCGAUAUAAUCUUGUAAAAUUUGAGGACAAAUAUGACUUACAAAAACAUCCUUGUUUUUGUAACUUUUUCCCUCUUUUUUUUCUUCUUUAUUUUCAGAAAAAUCUCUGUCAUACGAGCUUUAAGUAUUUUGUGACUCUGAAACCACACUUCAUCAUACUCCAAGUUCAUAAACCUUAGCAAAGGCACCAGUUGUAGAUGUUGCGAUAACUGUAGUUUUUGAGGUUGGGACUUGAGUUUAAGGUGUAUAAUACUGAGGGCUGCUGCUUGCUAAUACGAACAUUGUUGUACAGGUUUGGUUAUUGGAUCUUAUCUGGUAAAAUUUGUCUUGUAACAGCUUUUCCACAGAGCAUACAGACAGCAGACCUUUGUAAAUAUUUGGAUCACAGCUUUGAAACUGGUCAGUCAACUGGUUUACAUAACACACUCAGACUGGUGCACUUGGAUCUGUAAGAUUAUGAUCUGAUACUAAUUCAAACUGGUUAAUCUUUACGGCCCUGCUCUGUGAGCAAAAGGGUUGUCUUGUAAGAUUUGAAGGGAUCUGCUUGAGGAAUAAAUUUUUGAUGUUUGAUUUGAACCCUGGUCGUCCGCUGCAUGUCAGCGCUGUCCUUGUGGGCCUUGUGGUUCCUGUAAAUCUCUGCCUGUGACUGAGCAUUAAAAGCAGUCAAAAAACUUUAAAAAUGGAGCAUUUGAGGAUAUUUGAGCUAUCUUAAGUUAAAUAAUAUCAGCUAACCAUGUAACUGCCAGACUUAAGCUUCAGGCUUUCAGAUUCAGGAAAACAUACAAAUGAGUUUUCAGAGCCUUUACAUAAUCAGAAAAGCAUGGUAUACAAAACAGUUUUCUCCCAAGGGAAUGUACUUUACAUCUGUACAUUCCUGUAAAGCGUCUGUAAAUAAAGAUGUCUGUGUGCGACCAGAUUAGCACCCUCCCUGCCUCUGCCUAGUAGGCUACUACACAUUUACCACACAAUCGGCCCUGUCUAAAAGAAGCUGUUCUAAUCCCUGCGAGAGCCGAUUGCAGUGACGAAAGUGACUUUGCCCUGUACACAAAUGCUGGCCCUGUGUGCUUACACGGGUCCUGGCAGCCCUGAGACAGGUCGUGCUGUACCCCCAGGCUGCUAGCCAGGUUACUGGGUCAAGCUAAAAAACUGGGGAGGCUUUGUUCAGGGAGGGGGAGGAGGUGGGGGGAGUGUGCAAACCCCAGGGAGCCCCCGUGCCUCCAUGCCUGUUGUCUAUGUGCAGACAUGACAAAUUUGAGAUUCACUAAUGAUACAUGAAUGCUGGAAUUUUCAUCCAGGCAGCACGUGAAGGAUGUCCCAAACACAGAGACGCAGUGUAAACAUGCGAUAAAACAUCUGUAAAAACGUGCAGCAGAUUAACAAGCUCAUAAGAGUCGCUCUGUGAAGAAAUGUUAAGUGAGAGCAGUUUAAGUGUCUUUUAAUCACUGAAUGGGAUUUGGUGAUUAUAUCACGGUUGGCACAUUACAUAUUCAAAUUGCUUUGAGCACAGGGUCCCUCCCCCUCCAACAAUAGUCCCCUGAGCUGGACGACCGGGCAUUAAUGAGGUAGCAGCAAACAUCAGCGGAGGUGGGGGGAGGCCAGAUAAAGCCGUUAGAGGGGGGAGGAUGUUGGUGAACAUGGCAGUCUGGCAUAUUAUGGAUAGAGAGGAUCACUAGUGUCUAUGUCUCCAGGUUGGAGGUUUAGAACAGCCUUUCUUAAAGUGUGUGCCACCUGACUGUGACAGGGGUGCUGUCAAAAAAUGACCUAUUCUGAUAUUUCAUGUAGAAAUAUAUGAAUGAACACACAAACAAAUUCUUUUUACAUAAAUUUAUUAUUUGAAAAAUAAUCAAAUUCAUUUUAGGUGAAUAAAAACUUUAAAUACUUUACUUCUGUCAUUAAACCAUGAAAAUACAUUUGAUUUUACAAAGAGCAAGGAACAUGCAACAGCAUCUUGGAUAGUUUUCUAGAAAGAAAAGCCCCACAAGAGCUGAACAUCUUUGAUUGUGAAACGAAGCCUUUUACCUCACACGAGCCUUCGUCCACCAGCUCUGAGUCUGCACUGACGGUGGCAAAGGUAGAUGUUCGUGUGUGUGAGCGCGUGCCUGUGCGUUGCAUGCAUGUUGGCCCAUCUCUCUUCCUCUGUCAUUGUGGAUUAUUGUGUGUAAAAAUAAUCCAGCACUUAAGAUGGAAAGUAACAUUCCUGCUUGCCAACAGUGCAUUUCCAGUUGGUAUUGUGCUCUGUUCAUUAAAACAGUCCCAUCUAAAUAAACAAGACACUUGCAUUUACAUUUAGGCUUUGCAGUGUUGUUUUUAAUUAGAUUUUACACUGGGGUGCAGUGAGAUUUUACGCACUUUUGAAAGGUGCCAUGACUGAAAAAAGUUUGAAAAAUUCUGAUUUAGAGCAUCACACAGGUAGCUCCUCUGCUGCAUUUUCAUUUACUGGUUAAGAGUUUAGCUGCAGCAUCCAGGUCAAGAGGUCACAUGUAGCGAGGGAGAAGGUCUGUGGCUGCUGACAGUUGCCAGCUGUAGAGUCUCGAUCACAGGCUGCUCCUUUCUGAUCCUCGCUACACCAGCUCAUGUCACAUAUCCUGUAAAAGGGCACUUGCGGGGCCAAAGAAACCAGAGGAAUUCUCCAAAUCACUGUCCUGGCAUUGAUCCAGGGCUCAGCGGUAUCAGGGGCCAAGGCUCCUAUCAAGAAAUAGCACGCUGAGGUUUUCGGCUGCCUUUCCUCCCUCUCCCUGCGGCAUUUGGCCCUGCUAUUGUAAACUGUCUGCCAAGCUUUGUAAUCAUGCGUUAAAAGACACAAGCUUCAUUUGCCUCUCAAACUGGUCUUCAGCAGAACUGUGAAACCUAGGGGGGGAAAAAAAUUGGAUUAUCUUAUUUUUAUUCAUCUUAAAAAAGUGAAACUGAUUAAAACUGAGAGAAGAAAUAGAGCUGAAUGUGUCUGAUCGAUAACCUGUGUCUGGAGCAGAAAGAAAAUAAAAGAAAAUGGAGACAGUGAUGCAACUAUAAAGAAAUAAGAGAAGGAAAGAGUUGUUUUUUUUUCCACCUUUAUUGAAGUUGGAAGUUAAAAAGGAAUUAGAUUUUGGAUUUCUUUGAAAUAAGCACCAGGGAUUAAAAAAAGAAUAGAUAUACUCAGCUGGUCCGGGUUCCCAUGGUCUGGAAUUUCACAUCCUAGUGCUCAUUUUCCUCUGGGGCUGACAACAGCGCCUGUGUGUUUGCAUGAUCCAUAUCCAUUUAGUGAGACAUGAAGCUUGUGUUUGUUCGUAUUUAUGAGAUCCACGCUGGAGGGUGCAUUUUAAUUAGGAAAUUAGUGCUUGUUUUUGAAUAGAAAACAGUUUUUUUUCUCCAUGUUUCCACCUGCACCUCUGUACGCACUGCAAAGCACUGUAUCUCACCAAUUACACUGCAUUACUGUGGAGAGGUAUAGUUUUUUGUAUCACUGGAUUAAAGUCUUGUUAGUGUUGAAGUGGUGCAGUAAACACAGGCUUUACGCUUUAAUACUGUGUGUUAUACUGUGUCAGGUGAGACAUUAGUUUAAUUUACUCCCCACUUCAUAGAGAAAAUGUUGCCAGAGUAGUUGUUAUUGUUUACAGCCUUGUCUGUGUUUUAUGUGCUCAGCUGUCACAUAAAGGCAGAAGUGGCGUUGGGGUUGAGGGGGAAUGCAGAGGCGCUCUUAAAGAUAUUUUCAUGUCGACUGUGUGUGAAGGCUGAGCUUCCCCCUGGGCUCCCUCCUGCCUGCCCUCUUGAUUAUUUUGCCAUUUCACCCCGUGCCUCGACUGAAUCCUUGGGAGACAUCAGGGCCUCUAUCUCACACACGGCUGCACUGACUCAACCCCCCGCCACCAUGCCGCUUUGCCCCCCCCUGCCUGCACUGCAAAUAAGCUUUUUGCAGCGAGCCAGUGUGUGUAUGUGUGCAUUUUUCUCCUCUUUUUUUUUCUGGCAGCUAAUUAGAAUAACAAUAACAGGAAUGUGGUCUGAGAGCCGUGCUCUCCCAGUGGCAUCGCAGUGAGAGAGAGAGCUGCCCCACGUGUUUCUGAAAGGGCACACGUCGCUCUAUUCAUCCAGAUGUGUUAAGCGAGGCAAAAGUCUCUGUGUUCCCUGCUCAUCUGAGGCCCAUAGUGUUUACGCAGAGAGCCAGUUGGCCUUAAGAGCUGAACAUCACACAGAGUAUUUUAGGAGCCGGCUUCAUGGGAUCUGAAAAAAGGACUUUUCUUAAGUUUGCCUCUCUGUCAUUAUUGUCUUCCUUUGCUUCAAACAAGUAAUUUUAUGUGAUGCCUUGGUGGCUGUGGCAGUUUUUAAGAGGAUUUUAUGGUUACAAGAGAGCUGUAAAAGAUCAAAAAUCUAUGGCAUUGACUGGGCAGGGAGUGUGAACAAAGGUAACAUCAGACAAGGAUAUGAGGAAAAUAGACUUGCUGGAAGUGGAAACACACAGAGGGCCGAGUGUCCUUGUUGCAACUCUGUUUAUUUUCAUUCCAUAUGAAUCUAAAAACCGCCCAGACUAAGCUGUCACCGUCACCCUCGGUAACAGGAAAUAACAGCGAGGAAAAACUUCCAGUAACAACACAGACUGUUCUGAGGGAGUGGCUGAAGGGAAUAAGCAGAUUUAAAUACAGUUUGAUUACUUAUUGAGAGGUAGAAGUGAGAUUCCCAAACCCAGCAAGCAAAGCUGAGACAGUCAAUUAAAAAGAAAUAGAGAAAGACUUGGAGCAAAAGUGUGAUCAUUCUGACUGAUGUCAAGUGUUGGGGCUGUGUAGACAUUUGCGCAGUGAAGAUAUUUUAGUGAGCAUCAAAAUCUAAAGUGUAACAAGAUGAGGGCAUUUUGUGUCCAAUCACAUUAGAGUUUCUCCUACUACUCUGAGCUCUAACAUUCAAAUGAAAUUAAUUUUUCUAUUUGCAUAUGUUCAUAUAAGAUUUUAAGCAUUUAGAAAUACUAACUUCAUCACUAUCGAUUCUUUACCAUCAAAGAUGAGACUUUAUUUUGCAAACUACUGUGCAGACAGAGCUGUUGAUUAUAAAUCAUCCAUUAAGUCUGAAGUUGUGGUAAUAAAAGCGCAAAGUUAUCAGUAAGGAAACAUCAUGUGCUGUUUACAAGGGCCUCCUAAAAGUCUUGUCACAAAUAUUUUUCCUUGGAUUUGAAAAUGUAGCACAACAGGAAAUAAGCAAGCAAGCAUGGCUGGUUGUUAUUGUGUACAGUGAGGACUGUAACUAUGGCUUAACCCUUACAGCUUGAAACACACACCGAAGAGUUAUUGUUUAACUUAAGACAGGGCGCUUUAGCAGUCUUAUGUAAUCAGUAUAGGUUUUGUGCUGGGGAGAUACACUCCUCUCAAAGGGACAACUUUUAACCUCUCGCUGUAAUCUUUGAGAUAUGAUACUUAAAAAUGGAGUUCAUCCAGUUUGACACGUGCAGGGUUUUUUUUUAGCUUUGUAUGUAAUGGUUGUCUUUUUAUUUUUGCAAGAAAUCUGUGACACUAAAUACCUCAUAAAGCUGUCACACAAGAAAUCCCUGUCUUUUCUUGCACGUUCGUUUUGAUGUCACUACUUUAUUGUUUGGCUUAUUUCCCUCAAUCCUUGAGACCCUAUUUUGCACAUCUUAGUGCAUGUUUUGGAUUUUCUCUCCUCCCCCCAAGUUUCUCUGCAAGUUAAUCAGGUUUGGACAUACUUUCCAAUGCACAAUCUGUGAAUUGUUAAAGGAUUACUGCCUGCUUGCAUGGAGAGAAAAGUCCAGUAAUGGGAGUAUAGUGCAAUAAUGCUCCAGGCUGUCCGUGACGUUGCUCCAGUGAUACAGGCUAAGAUCAACGAAGGAAAUACAUGACUGCUGUCAGUGCACCUAGGUCUGACAAUGUCCUGGAAAGAGAAUUACCCAAUUCCUGAACCACUGUCGAAUGCUAACGGGGCUUACAUCCAUAAGAAAGAAUCAAGCUACUGCCUCAGUUUGACCAAAUGUUACAGCAAAUAUAGGAAGUCAAGUCUCUUUAAGUGGGCAGGACAAUGUACACAGAUGUGAAGCCAACAAUAACCAGCCCAACCUUUGUUUUCAUACAGAGGCCUUUAAGAAAACAAUUGUUUUGGUCCAUAAAAGAGAAAAGUCAGAUUUUUCCGAACUUAACAAGAACUCCUUGUAGCACUGUAUUUUCCUGGGUCUGGGUUAUUCCACCACAAUAUUGAAGUAAGUGCGUCUCCCAGAGUAGUUUUUCUGGUGUGCUGUCCCAAAUGUUUAAGACUGAGUGCUGGGGAGCUCUGGGACUAAAAGCAUGUGAUUCACUGAUUUUCUAGAAAAUGACGGUUUCGAUAAAUAAUUAGCUCAAACAAAGAAAAGUCAAAAAAUAUAUCUUUGUCUUAUUGAUUUUAAAUACUUUGAAUCUCUUUUUCAUCUCUAAUAUAUUUUCUUGAAUUGAAUUGUGUAUGAUUGGUGCUAUACAAAUAAACUUUAUCUAUUAUUUAUGAUACGUACAACUCCAUUGCUUCAAACUUCACUUUUCGUCCACGGCCACUCUGCUCUCACAAACUCUCCAUAGUGACAGCCGGUAUUGCACGCAAAAUCCUCAUUUAAAGAAAACAGACCGAACCACUUCUGCACCUGAUAUCAAUUGCGCACACAAUGAUAGUAGAUCACCUGCAACACCCCCACUAAUAGCAAGUGCAAUGUUAUUGUUUGCACGCGCAAUUUAGCGCCCCUUAUUUUGGAUCGUAGUGGAUCAGGCCCAAAGAAUCUAAGAGAAACUAAGUCAUCAAAUGUGUGAUCAUUUUCAUCUUAAGGUAUCCAUGCUAAUGAAUGUCUCGCGCUUAAACUUAACCCGUAGUUUUAAAUUGACAGCGGUGUCUGAUUUAAGAUGUUAUUGAUUUUGCAGGCUGUGGAUACACUUUAAUGUUGUCUAGGAUUAGCUUACUGUACUGCAAAUAUCAUGGUUGAAACAUAUGAUUGGCGCAUGAUUUCCAUGUGUCUUUGUAACAAUGGCUGAAACCAACUUUGAUGUCACAGAGGUUCAGAACUUCACGGAUAUAUACACAUUAAGAAAACUGGUGCCACUUCACUGUUCAGUAAGGUUGCUGUCAGUUUUUUGAGUUGGUGGUCAUUGCACACCUGAAGGGAUUCGAUAACAGAUCAUCUGAUUGUAUCCUGCGAGCAUGUUGUAUUGGUAAAAGCUAGCAACACAUGAGCGAUCACUGACAGGCAGGGAUCAGAGAGAGGCUGCCUGUUAUCCAGAAUCUAUAGCUGGCAACUUUCAACAGUCACAGACUUUCACACAUGACCUUUUUGCAAACAUAUUUUGUUUUAAGUUUGAUGUCAUGUUGUUUUGGAUGUUAAGACAGUUAAAAACGUUUCAUAAAACAGGUGUUCAAACAAGGUGAAUAAAUGGUUUAGCUUUGCUUGUGUUGGCUUAUUUUGUGUUUUGGUUUUUGUUUUAGGUGUUUAGCAAACAGCUUUUAAAUAAUCAUAAUGUUUUUAUUUAAUUAGUGGAUUUGUAUCCAAUUAAAAUGAAAUACUGGAAAAUUUGUGUAUUGAAUUUUAAGUGAGUGAAUCUGUACUAAGAAAGAAAAAAUAGCAUUAGCUUCCAAUAGAAGUAACAGUGUCAUAUCAUGGAGUAUAGGCUUUUAAAAACCUCCAUCCCUCUGUGUAUGAAGAAGAGGGCACCUACAGUAAGUGGGGGGGUGGGUGGUGGAUGUCUGGGGGUUGGUAGGGGGAUGUGGUGUUCGUUGAGGUUGACAGAUUAGCCCCAGCCUCUUGGAGAAAGACUGAUUCUGCCUGGCAUAACAGGCAGUACCUUUGGGGGAUGCUCGGCAGUUGCCCAUCCCCAUGUCCCUGCACUAACUCCCGUCAGUCCCCACCCCCUCCCCCCCUCUUUCUUUUGCUUUCCUGUCUCUACCAACCCCCUUCUAUGAAUGGAUCCUAAAGCACAGGAACCAUCACAUCCACCCUGGUUGACUGAGAGCGAGAAUUAAAGUGAGAGGCGUUUGGUUUGGUACAAAUGAGUCACGGUGGAAUUGUAGAUCAGCUUUGGGACAGUAAAGGAGAAUAAUUAAUAUGACCCCUGCAAUUCACUGAGCAUAAACACACUUCUGUAACUGCAGGUGACACCAAAACAAAGCUCGCAGAUUAAUUUUUUAUAGUCAACCUGUAGAUUAGAAGGACUGUGAUCUAAAUUUGGGCCAAAUAAAGAAGGAGAGGAUUAAGUACUUGAUCCACAAUCCAUCUCCUCUUUCCUGCUGAGUUGCCCAACACAUUCCUAAAGAAAGACUAUUUAGGGCCAUCUCUUAUGUCUUGGCUCUUAUGGGGGUCAGCCCUCCACCCCCCACCCCCAAACUUACACACCCAAACACCCCCAUCCCUCCCUUAACCCUCCAACAACACACAGCCACACGUCCCCGCUGUUCAUGAAUAAUCCAAGCGGGUCGACAGCUCAUUGCGCUCAGCUUUGUGGGGGGAAGACACUAGAACAAAAGACAGGCAGCUCACAGAGCAGCUAUGGCUGAGUAGGCUCAGAUGAGAAGACAAUGGUAACUAGUGUCAGUACAGACAGGGGCAGGAGGCAGAGACUUCAGAGUAAAUCACUGCUCCAUGCUCCCUGCUCCUGUGUCAGUGUUGCCAUGCCAAAUACCGGAGCCGGGGAACAUUGCCUUCUGGAGCAAAGAAGCCAGAAGAGAAACUAUCCUCGCAUCUCAGCCUGCAGAUGUUUGGCUUUUGAAUAGGACUGGGAAUGAAAGUGGAUCUCUUCAGUGAAGCAAUUUUUCCCUCCUUCACCAAGUAGCGAGGUUAAGAAGUCUGUUUAACCCCAUCAAAGGAUGAGCAGUCUCAAGACACUCGGGAAUGCAAAGUUGACAUUUUACAAAGACGUACCCUACUAUGUCCUUUGUCCUUGUUUAACUGUGGUGCCCCCUGCCAAGAUUUUCUGUUCCAGUCCAGUUCACACUUUGCAACAGCCUGAAAGUAUUUGACAUCUCCAAACACGCAGGCCCUAGAGUAGCAGAUGUGGCCACAGAGGCAGUUAUUGUAGCAGCCCUGGGCUCCACAGGGGGGCUGCUCUGACAAGGUGCUAAGGACUGCCCGGCAGAUGUCAUUUAGUGACUCUGACUGUAACUGUCCAACGGCUAAACAUAACUCAGCUCUUGACAACAAACGACAUUAAUACUACGGUAACAACACACUCUGAUGAAAAUAAUUAGACUUUUUCUAUUAUUAAUUAAUCAUCAGAUAAAAGCAGUCACAUGAUCAUAAUGUAAGCACAACAGUGUGUAGGCAAUUAAAUAAAUACUUUUCCACAUGCUGGACCUGACAAGCAAUAGUGAUGAAAUAUUAAAGCUUAAAAUCAUCUUAUCUGCUGCGGCUAGAUUAAAGAAAUCAAAAUAGAAGAAUUGAGCCCCACUGUUAACAUUGAUAUCUUCAGUUCAUGUCAACAAAACAGACACUUUUGUUUAAUAUUUUAUGUGUGUCCUCGCUCCAAUGAAGGGGCAUGAAUGAUAAGGUUAUUAUUAUUAUUAUUAUUAUUAUUAGUAGUAGUAGUAGUAGUAGUAGUAGUAUCGGUGUCAUAUUGAUUUAUGUACAUAAUUUAAUGGUCUGUAAGUCAGGAGCUGUAAUUUCUGUGAGUUUUAUAAUCCUUGGGUCCAAACUCUGUAGACUAUUUGCUUUAACAUAGAUGGACCUGCCUGUGUGUGCCUACCGUGAGUCAGUUACUAUUUAAUCAUUUUAAAUUGAGGAUGUCAAAACCAGUCCAGCUGGCUGGAGUUUUUAUUUGUUCGCUGUCUACAAAUGGCGACUGUUCGAAAUUUGAGUGAUAAUGGUUUCUCUUUGUUGACAUAGGUGAGAUGUUUGACCUCGCUCACCCCGCACAUCCCCUGUGGGAGCGUGAAGCUUCCUCUGCCUAAAAUGGACAAACAAAAAUACACACACACACACACACACACACACACACAAACAGACACAGCCUCAGGGUGGACCCCCACCCCAUGAAGAUGUCUCAGCAUCUUUGUGUAAAUGUACACCCACCACCUGACUGAGGCAGAGUGAUGGUGAUGGUCGAGUUUCUUUACAGUGCUUUGGAGGAAUCUUAAUAUAUAAAGCUUUACUGAGAUUUGGUAAUGAAAUCUAAAUUUGAGGGUCUGAAUUAAACAUUUGAUAUUGGCCAAUAGUGACUUAUUAAAGGGUAUUUUUUAAUAUUUCUUUGUGAAGAGUUGUACCAUGCCAUGAUCCUUUCAACUAAGGAUUUCGGCGAUUUUACCAGAGAUGGACAGCAUUAUCAAGAGAUGAUUUAGGCCAAAAACAAAUUUUUGUCAAAAAAUGACUUAGGCCAUUAUUUGAAGAGGAUGACGGUAUGCAAAACUUAAAAUCAGUUGAUGAAUAACUUCUCCGCACUCUUUUAUGGACCAAAUACUUUGUGUACACACUGUUAUCAUAAUACCAUGAAUUAGUUUCUAACAUCCAAUCAUAUUGGCUGGCAAACUGCAAUGCUCUGCUGUUCAACUUUGGUGUUUUUCAUCCGACGGGCUCGUCCGCUGGAGUCAGGAGCUGGGAACUAAAGGGUUAAAUGACAUAUGGUUAUAAAGCUGGGGAAAGAAGCUGUGAAUAAACAGGGGCGACCUGUGAACAGUCUGACCUGAGUGACAUUGAUUAGAAUUAGAAUGUGAAGUGUGCAUGGUGGCAUGGACGGAGCUGACAAGCAAAUCUAAUACAUGCCUAGAGGGGACUCACAGGGAUGACAUCGACUAUAAGAAGGGACUAGUGGCAGUAUUGCCAUGCUAAACGUGUAAAUGUUCACUUUCACCUCAGGACGUAAUGGAGCUUUUGUUCGGCAAAACUGUCACUCACAAACAAAUUCAAAUGCGGCACUUUGGCGAUCGUUUUCUCUCAACCUUUAGGCCCAUUUUAGAGACUUGUUGCUUCUAAUUUUGGUCAAGGCAGCCACUGUUUUCUUCUCUCCAAGUAAUAGGUCCUUAAGGCAUAGCUCGCCUCUUGCCCCCGCUCUCUGAAGCUUUUUUGGUUGAUGGUCCUUAAUUAGCGUAAAACCCAAAGCAGGCAUACGCAGGACUGUGCUUUGCAGCGUCAUGUGAAUGUUCAGACAUAAAUAGGUCAGAAUUAAUGGUCAGCUGUGCGUCUCAAGUGUCCUUGGCCUUGUAGUCUGCUUUGCGUUUUUUGUGUUGACAUGGGUGGGCCUUUGCACAUGAAGGAAAGCUGGGGGCUGAUGGGGGCAGGGUGAAUGUCAUGCACUGGGUUUUAGAGAAGGAGGAGGAGGAGGAGGUGGUGGAAGAGGACGAGGGGUGGGGAGAGGAGCCGUUCAUUGGCUCUGUUAAAAAAAAAAAAAAAAACAGCUUAUGGCUGCAUGACUGGGCAUUUGUGACAGCUAUAGUCCUGCCUGCCACAUCUGCCAGGGACACUGUGCUCUCAGCCAGUCAGAUUACAAUCAAUCACUUACGGCUGAUGACUAAAAAGGCAGCUUCUGGUCUCUCUAACUGACUUUUUUAAGUUUAAAUUUGCCUGUGUGCCACAGGUCUGCUAAAGUUAAGCAAAAGAUCAGUGUUCACAAAAACUAGGCAAGGAUCUUGAGUGACUGCUGAAUCUAGGACAGAUCAACAAGAAAAGUAGCAACCUGUCUAUUUACAGCCUCAGACUCUGCAGUGUAGAAAGGAGCUGCUGUUUGUUGGGGCUUAUUACCUGUUGCUUAACUGCUUUCUAUGGUGAACUGUCCUGUUUUUGAAAGUAGGUUUUGGGUCAUUUUAUGUAACAGGUCUCUGUCAGAGAUAGACUUGACCCUGCAGGUUUGUUAGUUGCUAUGGAGCCAUGGAUGAUGUGUGACAAGAGUGGAGGUUAUCCGCUACACUUUUGUUGGGUGUUGCUUUUCAGAUAUAUUCUUCUCACGACUGGCUAUGGGUCAUCCUCCCUGACCUGGGAGGUCCCGUUAAGCCUCUCUGAUUGGCUCAGUGGAGACUAUUUAGGUCACAUUUAAUGUGUGAGAAAAAAAAUGGUUUUAAUAACAUAAGCUGCCUUAUUGAUUUACUCAAGUCAUUGUUUUCUGCUUUAUAUUGUUACCGCUUUAGAUUACGCAGAACCACAUCAUCAUAAAGAUAUAAACAUACUUGUUACAUAAUGCACAGCACAAAGUAGCCAUGCAACUGAAAGCUGUAAAACAGUCAAAGGUUAAUGAUUGCCCCACGGUGGUUUUUGUAAACACAAUCAUAGGACUAACUUGAGCUUUGUUGUUUCAGCUAAUCUCACGCUAUUUAUUUUUCUUCUUAGUAUGUGAAGAUCCCAGCGCCGACACCUGAAUCCCCCAAUGGCUUCAGAGUCUUCUCAUUCUACCUGUCCAGUGACAGCAAAGACAAGCCACAGUCCAGCUUCGACUGCAUUCACCAGUAUGUCUCUGGGUAAGCAGCACAAAGAAGACUUUCCACAGUCGACCACAAAUACGGUUUGUAAUAAAUUUAGUGUCAGACUGAGACUGCAGGACCUCACCAAACAGUGACCUCUCUCUUCUAUACUACAACAACAGAUAGUACCACUGUCUGGUUAAAUUCAGACACGACUACAGUUACACACCCACAGGCUGUCAUGCCUCAACUCACCUCAAAGGUGUGACUAAUAAUAAUUGAGAACAGAGAGGUACUGUUCCUGGCUAUGUGAGCUAAAUAAUCAAAUUGGAGCAGCUUUAUUUGCACUACAGUCUUUAAGCUUUUAUUAGUUAUGCUGGAGGCACAAGUCACAGACCUGAUAAUAUGUUUCAGGCAGUUUUUAUUAUGAUAGUUUGACAGCAAAAAAAUGUAGCGCUAUGUCUGACAAAUGGCCAUUUAGGUGAACAUAGUUAAAGAACUUAUGGUCAUAAACUCCCACAUUUUUCUGAUCUGUUUUUUGUCCUUACAGGGAGGGCAGGGACCACCUGGAGGGCCAGGGUAGCAUUCAGGACAAGAUCACAGUUUGUGCCACAGAUGACUCCUAUCAGACGACCCGAGAACGCAUGUCUCAGGUGGAAAAGGAUAUCUGGAGCCGCUCAGCAAUCGAAAUCAAACCAGGACCGAGUAAGCUCUUGCCUAAUAACUACUACUAUGUUCUACUGUAUCUUCCACUCUCCGUUUUAGCCUUGAAGCAUGCAGGGUUUAAGUGAAGAUAACAAGCGAGUUUUCAUGUUCCCAGAAAGCUUCUGAACUUUUGCUUCUCACCAUUUUAUCCUGCUGGUAAUUGCCAUAUGGUGUGGAAAUUAUCACAUAAUUGAUCAAAGUGCUGGGUUGCAAUUAUUUGUGCAGAGCGAUGCCGCUCUUUCUCGUGAUUUUUCUUUCAUUCUGACCAGAUUGCUCGGGCACUAUGCCAGUUUGCCUGCCAGCAGCAUUAAUAUGAUAGAGUGAGCCAGAAGUAUGUGCUAACAGGUCUAGUGCAGAUGAAGCUCAGCCUAAAAUGUAAUUACAGUGACUGGACAGUAAUUCCCUUUGAUUGAUCCAGAAAGAGUCGACAUUAACACGGAGUGAUCCAAAUCUAACACGCAGGAUCUCCUCUUGUUAAUUUCCUUAUAAGUCAGAGUUACAGUCGAGAAGCUUUUUGACAUUUAAAGGUCCCAUGGGAAUGUAAAUGCUUGAAUCUAAACGCCUUGGUUAUAUUUUAUGAAGUGAAGCAUGAUGUUUAGAGUAAUAGCUGCAGUAGUCAGUUGUUGGAACCAGUUCCUACACAUUAUGUGCCAUACUUUGCAGCAGAAAUAGUCCCCAAAGAGGCUUUUCAAAAUAAAUUUGACAUAUUUGGCAGGUUAUUCGUCAAAAACAUGUUGUUACAGUUUGACAAAUUUAGCUGAACAUAAACUGUAUCUUGAAGCAAAUAACUGUCCUUCCUUAAGGACGCCAGAAAGAAAAAUAAAUAAGUUAUGGAUCACAGUAUGUGCCAUACGCAGUGGUGUGCACAGUUGUUUUGCGGUGACUGGCUGUCUUUUUAUGGUACAGUAAUGCUAUGCUCAUCAGAAAAAAUGUCCAAAGACCAACCUAGAAUUACAGGUCUUCGGGCAGAAAAAUGUUUGCAAUCUAGAUAAUAAUGUAUGAUUUAGAGUCCAGUUACAUUCAGGAUAAAGGAGACACAGGCAGCUGAAAUGUGUGCAAACCAGGUGUUGGAGUUGUCCGAAAAGAACUUUAAAAUAAAUUCCAUACAAUCUUAAUACAUGUGCAUUUCACUUGUCAUCUAAUAUCAUAGUGGUAAACAAUGGCCUCAUGUCAUUUUGAACAUUGUCUUUGCUCAUUAGUGUCCACGAGUCACGACACCCUGAAGUUUUGCUAAAGUGAAACAUCACUCACUCGCUCACUCACUCACUCAGGGGAGUGUCACUCUACAAAGGCUGCAUUAAAACUUCCCUUCAGCAACUCUAAUUUAUUACACUGUCAAACAAUAGUUCUAGUUGCUGCUUGUUUGAAAUGUGGCCGUACAGGUUGUAACAGCGUGGGAAGGAUAUUUGCCUUAAAUCUUCAUAAUGUUGAAACAAGCUUCCAAAAGACUUCUGAAAGAAAAGGAGACACAAAAUAAAUACAUUUAGCAAAGAAUACAGUGUAGUGCUAAAAGACAUUUAAACCAUCGUUGUAAAAAUCUAAAAAUCUACAGCUUUAACUGUGCAAAUACCUUUUGUACAUGAUAAGCCUACCUCUAAUCUAUAGUCCUUGUGAAAAAGACAUUAUCUUCCGACCUAUAGAAACCUGCAAAGUAUGGCUUAAAGUUGUAAUGAGAUUACAGUAGAAAUCUAUAAGCACUGCCUGUUCGGUCCAACAGAAUUAGACCUACAACAGGAAGAAAGGGCCUCUCUGUGUCACUCUCUUUGGUUUCCAUGCUUCUCUGUUUACUUAGCAGUAGGCUAACUCUACUGUCAACCUCUCUCACUGGUUUCCACACACAGCAACUCUGCCUCUGCACGUGAACACGGCCUGAAAAGUGCAUAAGAACCAUACUUGGAUCAGAGUUAUUAUGUGUGUAUAUUGUAGUUUGUUUUUUUUACUGACCCGAUAGUGCCGCUUCUAAUCAGUAUCCGGUGUGUGUGCAUAAGGCAGAUUGCCUGUCAGUAGAGAGAUACAAUCGAGAUAAAAAGGCAUUCGAUUGUCUGUCUUUCAAAAGGAGGGUGUGAUUUGUGUAAAUGUCCUGGGGAUUAAAAAUGCAAUGUUGGCUCUGCUAUUAUGAGAUACUCUCAAGGUAUGUGAAUCCUGUUAUCAGAUCAGCUAUAAUCUCCCUGCCCUUGUUUAGUUUUGCAUUGGAAAGCGACCAUAUGGCUAUUCAAAUACAGUCUCAGAUAACCACCAUGGUACCUUUUGAUUCACUAUCACUGCUCUAAUACUCUCAGCCCUAUCUGCCACGAACGUGAAACAUGAAGCUCUGCUGUGUGUCCUGUUGUUUUGAUCUUAGGUAAGUGUGUGAAGGUCCAGAGGAAGCAGGGUCUGGUAUCAAGCUCAGAUAGCAGCAACAAGCACUCACCCAGCAACAAGAGGAGCCUAGUUUCCAGCCCUGUGGCACACCGGCCUCUGAGGGAUCGUGUCAUUCAUCUCCUGGCCUUAAAGCCUUACAAGAAACCCGAGCUGCUACUGUGGUUGGAGAGGGAGCGGGCGAGUCAAAAGGACAAGGCAGACCUGACCUCGGUGCUGGAUGAGGUGAGGCAUCUGGCACAGUGCUGUGUCAACACAUUGCUGCUAAUGGUUUAAUGUACUCUGACGCAAAAAAAGAAAAGGGAAAAACCUACAAUAAAGCAACUUAAGUGUCUGCUGAGCUACAGUCAAGAAUCCAAACUAAUAAAAUGUGAAAAGUUUUUAUAUAAAAGAACAAAUGGCUCUUUUUUUAACUUUAAAAGCGAAUGUUUAAUUUUGUGAAUAUUUCCUGUGUUCACAAUAUUCAAGUGUUUGCAGUCAUCAACUGGCUUCUGCUGCUAGCAGUAAUUAGAGCUGUGCUUUAAUUAUCUUUGGAGUAGAAGAUUGUGUUUUGACAGGAGAGGGUGGGGUUUGUCCUCCAGCUGAGAUCUGACUGCUCUCAGAAUCGAAAGUGGUUGGUUUGGCUUGAUAUUUCUCAGCUAGAUUAAGCUGUGAGAGGACAUGGUUGACUUGUUUACCACAAAAACAAUGCUGAGGAAAGGCCUUGUUUUAUUUAAAUACAAGGUGGACUUACAAAGAGUUGGUGCUUCUAUGACCUCGGCUGACCCUUUUUUUUCUGUUAAAUUCUUUGCUCUUUCUGCUGAAUUUUUUAGGUUGCUAAGCUCAACCCAAAAGACCACAGCUUCUCUCUAAAGGACGAGUUCUACAGACACGUUCAUAAGGACUGGCCUGGAUAUCUGGAGGAGGAGAAGCAGCUCAUCCAUAGGCUCUUGAUCAGGUAAGAAGGCGAGAACAGAUACUAGAUCAAUCAGUGGAUUAAUGGAAACAUAAAAUCAGGUCAUUUUAACAAUGUGUUUAUUAUAAAUGUGAGCUUAUUUAAGAAAAAGCCAAAUAUUUGACUAUCUAUGCUUCUCCUUUAUGAAAACAACCCACCUUUUUAUAGCAGGGCUGUUAAGUUAAGAAAAUGACAAGAGUGAGACUGAAGCGUCAUGAUGUGUUCGGCCGCUGGCGAAAAAAUUUGGCCUUUUUUUAACGUGUAUUUAUAUCUUAAGACUGAUGUCCUCACCUCCAUGCCAGCUGCUCUACCUAAUGCUAGUCUUUAUUAACCAGAAAUUAGAAAUGAAAAUUGUAACAGUAAUUUUGACAAGAUACAUUUAUUGUCAAUACUGCAUUACGUUGAGUGGGUUUUAAAUGUCAACGCUGUUGCGUGUGAAAGAUAGUUAGAGACGCCAGGACCCGCCUUACGUUGCUUCUGAUUGGUUUAUAUUGCAUGGUGCCUUCCGUGGUUGGUUAGAUUUAGGCACAAAGGACUGAUGGAUUGGUCUGGGAUUGGUUAUCUCGGUCAGUCAAUCAGAGUUACUCGAACUACAGGAAGCCAAGUUUAUUAUCAUGAAAAAAUAAAUACAGAGUAUUGAAUGGGGAAAUAUAAGCGUGAGAAAUGUCAAGUGUGGCGUGUGGUGUGAGAAUGGGUCAAAUUGCGUGACUGUCACACUCAAAGCGUGACGCUUGGCAGCUCUGUUAUAGUCAUGCACUGUUGUUAACUAAAAUAUCUAUUUUUUACCUUCCUUUCUACUUUAUCAGUUUUUAAAAAGGAUUUAUAAAUCAAACAGCCAAGCAGACUGUAUCAAGCUGGCUAUGAUGUGUGAUAAUUGAUUUGAAUGUUCUGUACAGUUUAAGUAUUGUGAGAAACAUGCUUAUACAUUUUUUGUGACUUAGCUAAAAGAGAGAAUGAUCAUUUCUUAUCCACGCAUGAAAAGCCCCAGUUAGCCCGCUUUAGCUCCUCUUAUUAUAGCUUAGUGUGAAGACAGCAAUCAGGGUGACAGUUCAAGUGAAGCUGGAUUUAAAGAUACAAAGUUCCAUAUUAAAUUUGUGUUACAUAAAAGUGGUCAAAUGUUGUGCUUUAAAGGUAGAAGUCAGUUAGGUGAGGGUUUUAUGAUUUUUUAUGACAGGUCAUCUGCUCCCGGCUGUUUAUGGCCUUUGAGCUUCGCUAAUCAUCCUCUGUUCAAGCCUGUAUUGACUUUUAAGGCUCCUUUCUCCCAAUAUAUUUCCCCCUCAGUCUGCCGUGCUGAGUUGUUAUUGGCUGGUACUUCUUGUCUCGAGCUUUUCCCUCAGGGCUUUCUGCCACGAGGCUCUUUUAUCUGCGAUUUUAGAUAAAGCUGCUUGUGUCUUAAGUAUGUGUUCAUGAUAAAUUCUUGUUUUAGUCUAAACUGCGAACCUUAUCAACUAGUUUUGGAGCCUAAACAAACCCUCAGCUGUCAUAAUCUACCAAAACCUAACUACUAUGGUUUGGGCACAGAAACACUUGGAAAUGUUGACAGUUGGUUGUCACGUUGAUUAAACUUUAUUUGGGAAAAUGACAAUGAUCACAGUACAAAUUUGGUAAGUAAUAGCCAUUAUUUAAUCAAACUUUCAGCAAGAAAGCCAACAAGUGUCUUACUUUACUGUUUUUCAGACCUGGAGUGACCAGUUUGGGCAGAUAACACAGAAAAGAUUCAGGGAUUGAUGCGUUUUGACAGUGCUGGCGUUAACACAGAAGAGCCUCUGAGUUAUUGUAGAAGUCUGCUGUGAUCAUGUUGAAAAGGGGAGCUUCUAAAUGACUUCUCCUCUGCUCUGAUGCAUCCCUUAAUGGACACAUCAAAGCACUGGAAAAUAUUCCCCUGCACUGAGUUGCCAAAUGGCAUUAGCAUUGAAGGUUCAGAGGAGCAAAGCUGGGCUUUUCAGGGUGAGUUUCCUUCCCUCAUACGUGUCCUCUGCCUGCCAGUAAACAUGCAAGCCAUGUGCUCCAUGAGCAUUUUGGGAAAAGUGUGAGUCCUGCUGGCUGACCGCUCAGCCCUCUCUGUUCACCCCCUGCUAAGAGAGAAAACUCACAAUUUUUAGUCAUCCACUUCUUUUCCAAUUAUGAUAACCAUGAAAUCGCCUGUCAAUACUCUCAAUAUCUGAUAUCCCUCUUCUAGUUUAUCGUGUGUUAGAUUUGGUUCUUUCCUGGUGUUUUUACUUUCACGGUUUCUGGACUGUACUCACAAAGACGGCUCUAUUAUGAGGGUGGCUUGAGUUUGAUUGGGGAGGAGGGAGUGACUUGUUGUAACGUCUGUUUGAGGAAGGAGCUGUAGGAAGCAGAUUAACAGAAGAGGGUUUGGUCCUACAGAGGUUAAAUCUGCUGCUAUUGUUCUGCUCACUGGAUCGUGUUUAGUCUCUGGUUGCCUCCUGUUGAUUGUAUCACCAGAGACACAAAACCAAACACACUGCAUACAUUUCCCCGAAGAGGCUUCGAUCGGCCUAAAACAAGACUGACAGUUUUGUAAUGUCAAUGAUUACUCCUCCCUCCGAAAGACUGCUGCUGCUGCUGUCUCUCUCUGCGUGUUAUAAGAAAUGAUAAUUGCUCACAGAUUUGCCAAGGGAAGCUUUAUGACCUACAUACUGUCUCUUCCUGUUUAGCUUUACAGGCCAUUUACCUCGCAGUCACUGUCCAACUGAAGGUGCCGUGUGUGUUUUUUUUCUUGUUCAGGAAACUUCAGCCGCUCCACAGUAGCCAGUUGAGGAGUCCCCAGUCCAACCAUUCAUUCCUCAAAACUCCUGGGGACUCUCCUUCACAGCUCAGCCCUGCCAAGAAUCUCCCUGUGGUAUUUAUUCACCUUCAAUGACUUGAAAUUUUUCCUCUUUAACAUGACCAGUGUCUUCUUUUGCACAUGCACAUAAAUUCUAUUUCUGUCAUUUUUAUUUGUACUUGUUAAACUCAGCUAUAGACUAAAUAUAACCCCAGAUUGAAUUUAUUUGUAAACAAUAUAAAUCCUUGAGAAAAGUUGUUAAAAUAUUUUUUGUUUGUCUUAGAGUAACAUUGAAUGUCUAGAUAACAACAAUAGCUCCGACUCUACCCACUUGAACACAAGACAAAUUUCCUACUGUGUGUAUAGUCAUAAAUAAAAGUGAGAUGUGCAGCUUAUUUGAGUAUUAUAUCAUAUCAAAAUAUAUUUCUCUUGUUAGUAGUGGUUUCGGUAAACUCGUGGCUGCUGGAUAUAACUUGACUUCAGAUCAUGAGACUUAAAGCUCCAGUGAGGAACUUUCAGUUUGCAUCAAUUUUGGCGCCACCUGUGGACAGAGUAGUCUUUGCAUAUCUUGUCUUUUAAAGUAGUGACAACAAAAUAUCUCACCCUGCUGACUCUUAACAGGUGACAGUAUUUUAUAUGAAAAUCAUAAAAACGUUUUGUUUUUCUUUAGCUGCUCAGCUGACACCUACUCCCUUGCACUAGUUUGAGACAUGAAAAAUUACUAUCUAAAAAUUAACAAACUUUGUCAUAAAGGUCUUGUUUGCUUUUGCAUAUCAUAAAAAGGCAUCAAGAUAAAAUUCAGUCCAUUUCACCAACGUAAAAAAACUCCCUACAGGAGCUUUAAAAAAAAGGAUGAUAUGUUAAACUUUAGUCAUGGAUGCUGUUUGGACCUCAGUCAAAGUCGAGUCUAAAAUUUGCCCUAUUGGAUUCAAAACUGAGAUCCUGCAGAUUAGCUUGACAACUAAAUACCUAUUUGUUGACAUGGUUAAGAUACUCUGUAAGUGACUCACUUGUAACUUGGAAAAAUCAUUGUCACAGCUUUGCCUCGAGCUCUGCAUGUCAGCAUCUGUGUCUGAUUAAACUUGAAGCAGUUUGUGACUCUUACAAAUUCUGUCCCCUCCUAUCGGGUUCCUUGCCUGUGUUGUAUUUGUAUCUUGCUUUGGACAAAAGUGUGUAGAAUUAAAGAACUUCUUGUAAUGCUGUUGAUGAAAAAUGAAAGGCACGUAUUUCAAUAGUUUUUUCUUUUCUAUUCUUCUCCAGAAACGCCCACUGCCCUCAGACCCUUCUCAAACACAGACCCCCAAAAAACAGAGACUAUUAGACCAGAGUUUGCCUCUGCAGUCGCCCUCUCAUGAAGACUACAGCACCAAUGAGGUUCGUAGCUCCACCGGUCAUGGGAAUUCUGGUGUACACAUCAAACUGGACUUCGACAAAACCAGCAAUCAUCUCCAGGGGAGCCCAAAUCGUCUGUACUCACCACACAAACUCAGCACAUCUUUUACCAUCCCCAAAGUGGAGAGGUCAGAGCCAGCUGUGACUGCACCCAGCCUGAAGCACCCACACACAAACAGCUCCAUCUGCACCGAGCAACAGUUCAACAACGGGCAGCAUAAAAAGAAAAGGUCCAAAAAGCACAAAGAGAAAGAACGAGAGCGCUUAAAACCAGACUGGAUUGAAACCAGUCCAGACCUGAAGCCGGACCAGGAAAAUUUUAAAGGUAAAUGUCAGCUGAGGAUUGCUUUGUCUCACUUUACAGGAUAGGUCUUACUGUUCUUUCCUGAACUUGUUUCACAUAAUUUGCUCUUUCUUCCAUUUAAUUAACUUUAAAUAAGUGAAGCAAAAAACAACUCACACACUUUCAUUUGAGAGUAUAAUUGUUGUGAGGUCUCUCAGCUACCCUGUCCUCACUUCUCCCUCCACUAUGUUGAUGAUUGACUGAGAAACAGCUGGCUGACCUAUGGUCGAACGAGCCAGCAGGCAGCUCUGCCUCCUACUCUGUGCUGCUGAUGUCAUUGCUUGCCUUGGAUCACAUCUCUUAUCAGAGAUUGCGAUAAAUGUUUCCAUCAGCUGCAUGAUAAUGGGCACAUAAUCACAUUUGCAUUGGCAGAUUGCUUUAACCUUUUUUUUCCCCUUUGUGUGCUUUUUUCCUUUCUACAGACCGCGAGGGAGAGAAAACUACUGUCAGUCGGACCUCAGCUGAGGAGUUGCCUGAUUAUUUAAUGUAAGAGGAACACACAUUAUGUUUACUUUCUAGAUUCACAAACUUUUUCUGAAAAUGGCCCACAUAAGUUUACAGAUCUGACAGUGUUUUUGAGAAAAGAGACAGUUUUGUUCAGCUCCCCGGCAUUCUUUUAAAUAGAGGGAAGUGAAACACAUGUCUGAAUCAGCUGUCACAAAGCUUUCCCUCAGAGUGACUUUGCAAACAAAUGAUCUUGCGGGUUUACUUUGAUACAUCUGGUCAACAUAUCACGCUGUGACGUGUCAGGCAUUAAUCCACCAUUCUGCAGUGCCACCUCCUGGAAGUAUAGGGAAACAACUUUACUCCAAGGAAUGACUUUAAGUAAGCUCUAAAAUAACAUCUUUUAAUGUGUAUUUCCUCUCCUCUUUGCUCAGAAAAUACAGCACUAUAAUGGCACUGGAGCAGCGCCAGCAGUACAAAGACGACUUCUGUGCUGAGUACGAUGAAUACAGAGCUCUUCAUGAUCGCAUCGGAGCGAUCACAGAGAUGUUUGUUCAGUUGGGCUCAAAGAUCAACACUCUCUCCCCGGGUACACAAGAGUACAAGGUACUGUGAGGAGAAGACGCUUUGAACUGCUCUUUUCAUCCAUUCAUGCCACAUUCUUAACUUUUUUUAUUACUUUUUCAGCUCAUGGAGUACCAAAUACUACAAAAGUACCGAAAGUAUAAAAAAGUAAGAACUGUUUUAUCUUAUUUUAACAGAACCAAGUACAAAGCCAUGUUCAAGAAACACGAGUACAGACAUUUAUAUCCUAAAAUAGCAUAUACAAGACCGUGACCGAAAUCAACAGCAUAAUUAGAGCUUCAACAUUUGACCUUAUCAGUACAAAUUGCACCAUGGGUUGCCAAUUUAGUCAGAUUAGACCAUUUUCAGUUCAGAUUUCAGUGACAUCAAAGUUUUCACACAACAAUCCGCUAAGUUUUGAGGCUUGUAAGUAAAUUCUGUCUCUCAAGUCAUUUUGAAUGCAAACUGGUCAUAUGAUAUAUAACCUGUUAAAGCACCAAACAGUUUUAAAACACCUAUAAUCAGGUUUUUUUUUUUUUAUCAUCUAUUAUGUCAUGUGCCCUGAACCAAAUGCAACAGAAGUCAUGAACUGAAUUUGAUAGCAAGUCUAUUUCCAAAGUGGUUGGCAAGCUUUAGUGAGUGAAAUCUUUGUUCAAGUGGAAGUGGAAAAUUAAAUAAAACUGCAUUACGUAACAAUUUGUGGCCUCUCUUCAACUGAAAAGUGAGAUUUUUCAAAGUAAAACAAGGGAUUUAUGGUAGUUUAUGCAGUAAGACGGUUUACCCACCAGCAAACAAGGAUUUCAAGAGUGUAGUUUUAAGGUUUCAGCAUUACUGUGUAAGGCAAUCUUGAUUCAUUUGGAUUGUUGUUUCUCAAGUCUAAGUUGUUCUUGUUUUCUUUUCAGAAGUUUCCUGGGUAUCGAGAAGAGAAGAAACGCUGCGAGUACCUCCAUCAGAAACUGUCACAUAUCAAAAGCCUGAUCACAGACUACGACCGAGCACAGGAGCUCUCCUAGUUCCUGUCCUCACCCUCUGAAGGGUGGGAUUUGACUGGACCAAAAGACUCCUAACGGACCUAUAGACUGCCUAGCUGGGUCCUGGGGGUCAUGAAACACUUUUCACUUUACUCCGUUGUGGAAAUCGAGGAGCGAGGUUUGGGCUGAGACCACCGACUCGUGAUCAAAUGUAGCUCUUUAACAUUUUUGGUUGUCAACAAUGAUUUUCGCUGGAUUUUGUUCUGCUGUAAAAACGGUCACGAUGAAUGCCAAAUCAUUUCCUCUGAAAUGUUAAACUGACUUGUCAUCCUGGCAGAGCUUAAAAGCAUUGAUAUAUAAAGAAAAACAUAUAUCAAAAAUGAUGGUACAAUCAAUCUUUGGGGUAAACAAAUGCUACGAAAGCGGUUUUAUUUAACAAACAGAAGGACUUGUUUUAUCACCUCUCUGAUAACAGGUCAAAUUGAUUCACAUAAAUUAUACAUUUGUUUCAAUAACACUUUUACAUGAUGAUCAUAAUGUUGAUGUGCCAUAAAUGUCUUAGGACUUGUUGCAAUCAAAAUAUACCAACCACACAGAUCUAUAUUUCUACUAAACCCCUUUAUAGGCUCAUGUCAGUGUGACUCUAAAUAGAACACAGAGUGGAUCCAAAGAGCCAAGUCUCUCAAAGUGUGGGACAAUAUCUCGACUCAUAGUUUGUCUUUUGGGUCACUUUUUUGAGGCUCUGAUCACUUUGCUUUCUGCCAACGUCCUGUGUAAAUUCCAGGACACGUGUGAACGCCACAGAACCACUCCUCCAGAACUGAAAUGCUGUUUUUAAGACACUGCUUUUGCACGUCUAGUGUCAACAUUAACCCACAUGUAGCCUGCCAUGAGCUGCCUUUAAUGUAACUGACACCGCUCUUGAGUAUUGCCGUUGUUGGUUUGUUUACUGAUACACACAUACACAGUGUUAUCGUGCUUUUAGAGAAGUGACCACAAGUUAAUAUGCGGUCUUCUAAGGCUUACAGGGUACUUCUUUUUGGUAAUCAAGCCUGUCCACAGUUUGAUCUACAAUCUGGGAUUGAGUGAACCACAUGUGAGGACGCCUCGGUUCAGUUGUGUGUAGGACACAGGUUGACCUCUAGAGGGUACUAGCGAGACUUUUAGAUUCCUUUACUGAGGGGCAGAUCCAUCUGAAUAACCUCAGUGCUUAACUCUGUUUCACCUUCAACUUUGGCCUCCAGUCGUAGUGAUCAGAUUUCAGUGUUAUCUGGACAUGUUGCAUCAGUGUAUUCAUACUCACAGUUAUUGUCUUAAUGGUGGCUUAAAAGGGAAAAAUGAAGUCGAUAUUUGCCUUAACAUAAAUGCUAGACAUUUCCAUCACAAUGUUGUUGUUCAGGAAGUUCUUUGUUUAACCUGUUCAAUUCAAAGCAUUCAUUGUUUUUUUUUCCUGUAAAAGUCUUUCAGCCUGAUGGAAAAUUUAGUUACUGGAUAGUUGUUGUGCAACAGUUGUCUUAUCUGUGUUGUUCUUGUUUUUUUCGUCCUGAAGGUCUUAAUCAUUUUCUCUGUAAACUUCAUUUGUUGUCUCAUAAUCCGUCAGAUUAAUAUGAACCCUAAAAGAAUUUGAUUUACUGUCUUUUACUACCAAGCGCCACAAAGAGCUGAUGCAGGAACCUGCUUUUCCUUUUUUAUUUUUAGUACAAACACUCAGUAGACGUGUUGACACAUUUUAAACAUCUCCGCAACAUUUUAUUAUCAAGACAAUUACGGUUUUUUUUUUUUUUUUUACAUUUGGUAUUUUGGGAUAGAUUUGAAGGAUUUAAGACUCGCAUUGUUUGCUCUGACUUGGCACAUAUGAUCAACUCCAUGAGAGAAAUACUUAUUAGCACUGACUGUCGGAAAAUUUAAGAGUUUUAAGCAUAGAUAGUCAGUGAACUAAGGGACUUAAAUUAAUCAGAGUUAAAAAUACUCCUGGAUUUUAAAAGUUCUGGUUCUCCUUCAUAAACGCUUUCAUUCUCAGGACCAGACCUCUUUGUAUUUUAUGGUUCUUGAUGAGAUUAGUCCGUUUGUUUCAUAGUGAAACAAUGCCAGAUCGUUCUAAAAUUUAUAAAAACAUUUAGGCGUGAUUAAAUGUUUAGCCAUAUCAGAGCAAAAAGAAAAAAAAAGUGUGUUUAAAAAUGAGCAAAACAGGUAAAUACAGAAUAAUUUCUCUGUGUAUUGAGACACAGCUGUAGAUUUGGUCUAUUAGACAUAAUUAAACCACACAAACUGUAUCCUUGGAAAAGCUCCUGAGGCAAAAUAUCAACCUCAUUGAAGGUCUGAAUGAAGAAAAUAGUACCGUUCAUGAGAACUAAUCGGCUGUGUAGAAACAGAGGGUUCCAAAGUGCUAACUUUUUUGUUUAAUUGUUCAGGAGACAACUACUGAAGGUGCCGAGUAUCUCUGCAUGUCAUUUAUUGAUAUGAAAUUCAUUAAACUUGGGCCAGCAGUAUUGAAUCUGUAGUUUCACACUGGUGCCAUUCUUCCAAGUGCUUUGCUCUUUUUUUAGACCGAGUUUAAUUAGAUGCCUUAAAUUUCUAUCAUAUGAAUUUGACAAUGAUAUGACACCAAGACAGUCUUUUUUUUUUUUACCUAGAAAACCUUUGACAUUUCAAAAAUGUCACGAUUAUCAGCACACCCAUGACACAGCAACUACAGGCAGGACUUUUUCCUGGAAACUAUUUCAGCAAAUUAAAACUGAGUGUGAUUCAUGAGUCAGUUGGAACUGGAAAAACUGUGUGAACUGAAAUGUGAAAUCGAACACUAACUUUACAAAUCACUGCAACUGAUUACGGACAAUAUAUUUCUUUAUUUAUUGCUUUGUAUGUGUUUAUGUCCUGUUUUUGGAAUUCAUCUCUGCAUAGUUAGAUCUUUUUUUUUCCACAGCAAAACUCAAAUGUUCAGUGAAAGGGAAACGGAAUAUAUUUUUGCAAUCUUAAAUGGUGGAUGCUUUAUCACAUUAUCAUCCUCUUAAGAAAAGCUUUCAGCAGAAAAAGUGUAUCGUUGUCCAAGUAUAUGAAAAAUAAAGCUCUUUUCAAUUCA